AUGACGAGCUUGCUGGGUCUCGGCGCAUAUCAAAGCAGUAGCGAGGAUGAGGGUGAACCCAGACAUUCUUCACCAACGCCGAAUAUCGAGCACAAGGACCAGGGAACUGAAGCAUCAAAGACCACAGGUCGUAUAACUCAAACGGGAAACACCAACAACCAUAAUCUAACAGAUGAAGCUCGUCUCAAAGCACUUAGUGGGCCCAUUAUGGGACCGUUGCACAAUGAAGCGCCAACUUCUGCAGACAAACUUCCAAUUGAUGCGCAAUUGUCCCCUGCCUCAGCAGCACGCACAUUGAUUCAUGAUCUAACUCUACCUCCCGUGGCCAAUCUGGACAUUCCCCCGUCUCCUCCUGGCUCACCCGAGCCCAUGGCUAAUGCGAAGUUUACCCAUUUUCUGUCAUUGAAAAAGCAGGGUACACAUUUUAAUGAGAAGUUAGCAAAUUCAUCAUCACUCAGAAACCCCAGUCUCCUACGAAAAUUGAUGGAUCAUGCCGGGAUUGACGAGCAAGCGCAAUACAAUACUUCUUUGCCUGCUGAAUUGUGGAAUCCCUCUGGUUUACCGAGCUGGGGUUACAAGGAGGAACUAUUGAAGUCACAGAAGGAAAGUAACAACAAAUUCGAAGAAAGGAGGCGUACGGGACAGAGGGAAAACAUUGAUUUCGUGCCUUCCGUUACCAUGGACUCCAGCAUUACGUGA
Molecule: messenger RNA, 699 nt
Organism: Aspergillus lentulus
Lineage: Eukaryota; Fungi; Ascomycota; Eurotiomycetes; Eurotiales; Aspergillaceae
Product: HCNGP domain-containing protein
Biological process (GO): regulation of DNA-templated transcription
Cellular component (GO): nucleus
Source: RefSeq, a predicted model, not a curated record